Fraxinus pennsylvanica is the source of this 603-nucleotide messenger RNA. The record is from the annotation of a GenBank genome assembly. Lineage: Eukaryota; Viridiplantae; Streptophyta; Magnoliopsida; Lamiales; Oleaceae.
AUGGAGUCGGGGAAGAAGAUCGAUGCAAGUGAUGCCACUGACGUGUUGCCGAAGAACACAAUACAAUGGAAAGGUUUAUACAAAAUAUUUGCUAAGUUUUCUAAUUUGAAGGAUAUACAAAAUCUGGAAUCUAAUAUAGACAUUGGCAGCACAAAAUUGUGCCCAGGUCAUGAAGUUGAGAGAAGGCAUUCCCCUUGUAUUAUGCGCCACUGGAUUUUCAAAUCCUACAAGAAAAGAGUCCGGAUUUCUCCCGUCCUGAGAUCCCUUCCUACGGUGAAAAAAUCAAUUAUUUUAGCGGCGGCAGGGUACGGCCUUUCUUCUCUGAUCUUCAGAUUCCCGCCGAACUUCGUGCAGCAGCUGCGCAACAAGGCUAGAAGGAACUGUAGCAACAUCGGUGUGGCUCAAGUGGCGGCGGCUUCAUGGUCGAAUAACCAGCAGACAUCAGGGCUCACGCCGGCGGCUAAGGCCGUCGAUCGGUCGAUGCAGCCGCCUCUGCCGCCUUGGCGCCAGUUUAUUAGGUGUCAUAAUCGAUUUUUCAGAGGUGUUGUGAAGGUCGUUUACACGGCUGAUAUGAUAUCCUCCGCCUUUUUGCACGCGCUUUGA